AUGCGCGGUGGUAUUGCAGCUUUGAGCAGCAGCCAACAAAAAGAUCUCCCUAAGUGCCUUAUUCUUCAUCAAUAUCGGGACAGCGUUGUUUGUCGCCGACACGAGCGUGGCUCGGGCAGGGAAGGCCGAGGCGGCGGGCGGGGCAGCGCGCCGGGACUACAUUUCCCAGCGAGCCGCGCGGCGGCCGCGCCGGCGCUGCGGGNCCUGGCAGGGCUCGCUCCCGUCGCGGCCGCCGCGCUGCUCCUGGUGCUGCUGCGCUGCGGCUCCGCCGCCUCCCUGUCACGGCGCGCCCGCCCGGAGGGGCGCAAUGACAGACCCAUCAUCGGGAUAUUGUCACAGGAAUGUCACUUUGAUGAGUACCAGCGAUUUGGAAGAUCUUAUAUUGCAGCUUCAUAUGUGAAAUUUGUGGAAUCUGCUGGUGCUCGAGCUGUGCCAAUAAGAUUAAAUCUUACAGAUGAAGAAUAUGAUAAAUUAUUCCACUCUAUUAAUGGGGUACUUCUUCCAGGAGGUGGUGUGGAUCUUAGGACUUCAGAGUAUUCAAGAGUUGCUAAGAUUUUUUACCACAAGGCCUUGGAGGCUAAUGAUAAAGGAGAUUAUUUCCCGAUAUGGGGAACAUGUCUUGGACACGAAGAGCUUACGUAUCUCACAAGUGGUGAAAUUUUGCUUGUUCGUACCAAAACAAAUGGAUUUUCACUCCCUCUGAACUUUACCUCAGCUGCAAAAGACAGUAAAAUGUUCAGGAAUUUCCCGGAUGACUUACUACGCUCACUUGCUACUGAGCCAUUGACAUCAAACUUCCAUGUAUGGAGCCUCUCCAUGGAGAAUUUCACCAAUAAUGAAAAGCUUCGUAAUUUCUAUAAUGUUCUGACCACUAACACUGAUGAUGAAGUGGAGUUUAUAUCUACCAUGGAAGCAUACAAAUACCCAAUUUAUGGCAUGCAGUGGCAUCCAGAGAAAAAUCCUUUUGAGUGGAAGGAUUCUCCAGGCAUUCCACAUUCACCAUCUGCUGUAAGAGCAGCAUAUUAUAUGGCUGAUUUCUUCGUUAAUGAAGCCAGGAAGAGCAUGCACCAUUUCUCCAGUGAAGACGAGGAAACAAAAGAAUUGAUCUACAAUUAUAAUCCAGUUUAUACGGGAACAUUUUCUGCAUUUCAGCAAACCUAUUUUUUUGAUUGAGUAUCUUGUCAAAGAUGCUGUGAUGUUACUAAUAAAUGGAAUUAUUUGCCAGCAUUGUGUAAUUAAGCUUAUACAGUGUCAGAAAGCUAGAAUAGUUUUCCUUUACAAUGAUUUAUUCUGUGUAUCUUCUGCACUAUUGAAACAUUAAUAUAUAAAUUUACAUUCAAUAACAUAAUAAUCAUCUUGGAUCACAUUUUAAGGCAAGCUACAGAAAAGUUUAUUUUUCUUCCAGGAAGGACUUGACUAUGCUUAUAAACUUUGAAGUAAUCACCUUCGGUACAAGGAAAAGCUUUCAUAUAUUUUUAAAAUAUGAGACAUUGUAAAAUGUUGUGGACUAUGAUAGCACUAGACACUUAGAUACAUCAUUUAGUAAAAUCCUGUCCUUUUCAAACAAUUUAGCAAAUGAAACUCUUGGAUUUGUCAUAGAUAUGUGUAUGCAGCCAAGUUCUUGGCAGGGACUCCUUUGUCAUUUCAAAAAUAGACCAAAAUAGUAAGGCAUGAUAGCAAACAGACAUUUAUGCGUAAGAAGCACGUUGUAUCUCAUUUGUGAAACUGUUUCUCUUGUGCAUUGAGCAUUAUUUGGAGUCCUUAAACCUUGUGAGGCCUUCAUAUCACAAAUAUCACAUAAAACAAGUAGGCUUGGAGGGUACAAUUCAGUGCUGAUUCCACUUUUCAACUCAGUUUUAUAUAUCCUUCAAGAAUUCUUCUUGGAGUAACUGGAGUCAGCAGCCAGAUAUGACAUGCAGACACUCAUUCCUUUGUGUUUAAAAGAAUGUAAACCUAAUUUUUUCUCUAAAGUAUCUGACUUUUGCUGUAGCUGGAUAGAGUUUCACUUGAAGUCAAGAGGUAGAUUGCCAUUCUAUUAGUAAACAAGGUAGUUUCUGUCUUGUUUGAUAGUUCAGUGCAGCUAGAAUUUAAACAGCAGAUGAAUGUAUAUGAGAAACCUGUUAAAGGUAACAUAAUGUGAUAAUAACAGUUGCAUGCAAUACACUGACACCAUUUUUCUCUCUGCUUUGCUCCAGAGUUGGUGAAAAUUUUGUUCAGUGGUUUUGUGUGUUGUCUGAAAAGGAACUAAGGUUAGACAAUAAGAUAACAUUCUCUAGCACAGCUUCCAAACUCUUGUUAACAUUAACAAGGAUUUGGAGUUUAUGAAGAAUUCAGGUUUAUAAACUUCAGCUCUGUUUUGUAGAACUUCAUACUCUCAGGUACCAUAUCUGAAUAAGUCUGGUAAGUUUCUCAGGUUUUUCAAGUAAAACACUCUCUUAACUUGUUCUUUAUCAUGAGGCAUCUGCAUAAGAGAAUGUGAAGUGCAUCAGUUUAAAAAAACAACUAUGAGGAAACAUUAACUAUGACUAGCAGAAAAACACUUCCAGGUAAUUACAAGCUUAAACAUGAGAUAUUUUUACAUUUGUCAUAUCAGCUAACUUAGUAGAUGGUUAUCUUUUUAGUAUAGGUAACUUUAUUAACUGACUCCUGAAUAGAACCAAGUUUAAAAAGAGAGUUGUGCUCUACAGUUGCAUGUAAAUGUAGCAGCUAUGAUAUUUAGAAAUGGAGUCCAGUCUUCUACUUGUUGUUCAGGCUGAGUUCUUUGGAAUAGCUCUAAGAAUUUACCUAAGUAAAAUGGGCAGAGUUUAGCCUUAAACCCAAGAUCAGUGUUGGAAGUGAAAUGUCUGCAAUGGUAGUAAUUAGUUCCUAAAUGUGUAACUAUAAAGAGUAUUGUGUGUAAUAUGAUGAGAGAAAUUUAUAUAUUAUGAAUUUGUAUGUGUCUUUCCUUUAUACCCUUUAUCUUGUAAAGCCUUAUUUGAUGAUAUGCAUGAUUUUUCUAUGAUCCGUGAAAUAAACUUUCAUUCAAGCAGA
Messenger RNA from Cyanistes caeruleus (blue tit), 3030 nucleotides. It is a transcript of the gene GGH, whose product is annotated as gamma-glutamyl hydrolase. Gene Ontology annotation, biological process: tetrahydrofolylpolyglutamate metabolic process. The record is from RefSeq and is a predicted model, not a curated record. Gene Ontology annotation, cellular component: vacuole. NCBI's taxonomy places the organism in Eukaryota, Metazoa, Chordata, Aves, Passeriformes, Paridae. Gene Ontology annotation, molecular function: gamma-glutamyl-peptidase activity.